CGCACAAUUAAAGCUUUGGGCCAAACAUGGCAUGAGGAUUGCUUUGUGUGUGGCGGACCAUGCCACAAACCCCUAGUCGGUACGUCUUUCUACGAGCGCGAUGGCCGGGCCUAUUGUAAAACGGACUUUGAGGAACUCUUUGCGGCACGUUGCGCUGGCUGCACAAAACCUAUCACAGAGAAUGCGAUUGUGGCGUUAAAUGCCAAAUGGCAUAGGGACUGCUUUAAAUGCAAGAAAUGCGCCAAUCCUAUCACAGCGAGUAUAUUCGCCGUUGAAGAGAACAAACCAGUCUGUACCGAGUGCUCAGCCUAAAACGAGCCACAAAUAAGCGCAGCGAAAAGCAAAGAAGUGAUUAUGUAAUGUGCAUGCGAUGAACAAUGUAUAGCAAGCAAAACGAAUAAUUACCCGAAAAUUUUUAUUUUAAAUGCAACUCAAAUAACAAAAGAGAUAAAAGAGAAAAAAUGUACACAUUACGAGUCAGAAAGAAUUCGUGCAGCUAAGAAUUUUUGUUUUUCAAAUAUGUAAUUUCCCCUUAAAUGUGUUCGCUAUUGCGCCACUAACCAGAAUACACAUAAAAAAUUGCACAAAUUUUCAAAAAAAAGUAUUCAGAUAACACUUUAAUACACAUUCCACAUAAACACGAUCCACAUAACCACAGUCCACACAGGCCAACACACAAAUUAACGCGCCGAACGCUGUUCACAACCGAAUGACCGACUAUCGUACGAACUAAAUAGCUGUUGUAUGUACUAUGUCUUCACAGCAUAGCCUUGAAGUAGGCUUAGUCUAAAAAUGCGCUUUAAGAACCCUUAAAAAUUAUAUACUCGACCAUACGAACUGAUAUUUUUCCCAAUUACUGCAGGCAAACUAAUUAUUUAAGAUUCUAUUUGCGUUUGAAUCGUUUAAAGAAAAUCGUUGCUUCUAUAUUUUCUCUGAUUUUUUGAUAAAGGAAAACAUUAAGCUUAAUUGUUUUAUAUUACUAAGGCCUUUUUUAAUAAAAACAUGUACUAAAAAUCAUGUAAAUUUUAAUGGUUAAUUCGCCUAAGCAACAAAUUUUUUUAUUUUGAAUUUUUGCGAUUUUCAUUCUGUUCUGGACUACUGUUUUUUAACACGAAUGAAAUUAAAAUUUAAAAUAUUUUGGUAACGGAAAAAAAUUGCUUUUUGGUAGUCUCUCUACACGCUUCAUACAAAAAUUAAAAUUUUGUUACUUAAGCAAUAAAUUAUCGAAUAUUUCCCGCUGGACAGUAGAUGGCACUCGACUAAAAUUUUGACAACUUAUAUAAAGAGUGGACAGCAAAUACUUAUUACACGAAAUUACA
Molecule: messenger RNA, 1319 nt
Organism: Rhagoletis zephyria (snowberry fruit fly)
Lineage: Eukaryota; Metazoa; Arthropoda; Insecta; Diptera; Tephritidae
Product: transforming growth factor beta-1-induced transcript 1 protein-like
Cellular component (GO): nucleus; Z disc
Molecular function (GO): transcription coregulator activity
Source: RefSeq, a predicted model, not a curated record